AUGCUGAAUGGCGUUGAUGUUAAAGUGAAACUUCAUCGAAGUAAAAAUCCAUUCUGCUUAAUGUCCUCUACUCAAGUUGGAUACAAGGUUCACGUGGAAGAUGCUUCUAUAUUAGUACGUAAAGUUAAAGUUAACCCCUCUAUAGCUAUUGCGCACGCAAAGGCACUGGAACACGGUACAGCAAAAUACCCUGUUAGAAGAGUAGAAGUGAAGACGCUUACGAUACCAACAGGAAAUUUAUCAUUUACGAGAGAGUCUCUAUUCAACGGCAUUCAACCUUCUCGUUUGAUUGUGGGUCUAGUUUCUACCGAAGCAUUUAAUGGCUCUUAUCAGCUUAACCCGUUUAAUUUUCAUCAUUACGAAACAAACUUUGUAGCGUUGCACUUGGACGGAGAAACUCAUCCGUGGAUUCAGCCAGUUUUCGGACAGGAUGGAGCGGAUGAUAGCUAUAUGUUAGUUUACCAUACACUAUUUACUGGUUUAAACGAUCUUUUCGAGAACAAGGGACACCUCAUUAACAGAGAAGAUUUCGCUCACGGUUACACGUUAUUUGCUUUUGACCUAUCCCCAGACCUCUCAUCUAACAAGGCUCACUUUAACCUCGUCCGUCAAGGAAAUCUUAGAUUAGAAAUAAAAUUUGCCCAACCGUUACCACAUACUGUGAAUGUAAUAGUUUAUGCUGAAUUUGAGAAUAUUAUAGAAAUUGAUAAAUCGAGAAACGUGCUAAUAGAUUAUUAA
This is a messenger RNA of Anneissia japonica, 738 nucleotides long. RefSeq lists its product as uncharacterized. The record is from RefSeq and is a predicted model, not a curated record. Bases 1 to 738 code for a protein of 245 amino acids. The transcript has a single exon. Lineage: Eukaryota; Metazoa; Echinodermata; Crinoidea; Comatulida; Comatulidae.